Molecule: messenger RNA, 1366 nt
Organism: Linum trigynum
Lineage: Eukaryota; Viridiplantae; Streptophyta; Magnoliopsida; Malpighiales; Linaceae
Source: the annotation of a GenBank genome assembly
GUAUUUGCUAGUUGAAAGAACAUAUCAAAUACCGAAGCACAAUUUUUAGUUUUGGUCCUUUUGGAUGUAAUGUUAAAUAAUGGGCCCGCGGCACCUGGUUUGGAGCGAAGGAAGGCAGCUUUCCUAAAACCCGCCUUCUGCACUUCGCCCUUCGGUUCUUCUUGACGAAGUCCUUUUGCCACAGGCGAGGAAAGCUGUUGCCUUCGAAUAGAAAGCUUCGCGACAGUGGGGGAGAAACAAGUAAACAGCAAUGAGCUCACUAGCUUCGAGAUUCUCUAGCUUGUUACGGGUCUGUCGUACCAGCUCCCUCGUUUCUUCUUCAGGGGAUUGUGCUCAGAAAAGCUUGAGGGCGUGGUGCUCCACCCUAUCGUUUGAUGAUGUAAAUGAUAACAAUGAGGGGAAGGCUGAGGAAGUGGAAGCCGACUUUGAUGACUUCAUUGGUGAAAAGCUUCCUGAUAUGCAACUCCAAGGUGUGGACCCUGGUAAAGGCUGGGCAUUCCGUGGUGUACAUAAGGCAAUAAUCUGUGGGAAAGUGGGGCAAACUCCUCUGCAGAAGAUCUUGAGAAAUGGUCAGACUGUAACAAUCUUCACCGUUGGAACUGGUGGGAUGUUUGACCAGAGACUGUUAGGUGCCAAAGACCUUCCAAAACCGGUGCAAUGGCAUCGAAUCGCUGUGCACAAUAAUGUUCUCGAGGCUUAUGCAGUUCAACAACUCGCCAAAAACUCUAGCGUUUUUGUCGAGGGAGACAUUGAAACUAGAAUUUACAAUGACAGCAUCAGUGGAGAAAUAAAAAACAUACCAGAAAUAUGUGUUCGUCGUGAUGGUAGAAUUCGUCUCAUAAAAGGAGGAGAAAGCAAGAGGAACUUCGAUCUUUCCUUUGCGGAUCUUCGAGAAGGAUUGUUUAGCUGAUUGUUCCACUUUCUUAUUCCGGGUGAUAGUCAAACUAACACAAGGAACAAUGAUAGAUCUAGCUAACUUUGCUGUAAGACUUAGAGAAAAAUUUGGAAUAACUGUUUGUGAGGAUUUUUCAUCAUCAUCAUCAAUUAAUCUCCCUCCCUCCCUCUGUGCUUAGUUAGCGAAGGGCUUCAGACCUAGACCUUUGUGAAAGAAUUCCAUGUCUAUAAUUAUCUCUCACAGCUUGAGUAGUAAAACCAUAUUUGCUGAUGGUGACGGAAUUUGGUACUUGUGCAGUGAUUCACUAAGAUGGCAAUAUCAUCUACACCAACUGUGAUCCUGAUAAUGGUGUAGCUGUAAUUCUACCUUCACUCAGUGUUCUACAGUAUGCAAGACCUAAUCUCCAGUAACUUUAAAGUCGGCACAGGUUCUGGUUUUCCAUUUGACAUGCAAUAAUCUUCUAACCUGAUU